GAUAUCCGAGAAUCAGAAGUUACACGACCGCGAUUGGAUGAGGACGCAUUCCCGACGCGAGUGAGCCCGGCUCUACUACAAAACAUCGACCAACAAUUAUCGCAAGAGUCGUUCGUGAGAAUAACGAGAUUGAAGAUUCAGGUAUUCAAGUAAGCAGGAGAAACAAGUUUGUUAGUCAUCCAGUCGGCCUCGUGCAAACGUUUUGUGACCCCAACCGUGUAAAUUUGAAUACACAGCAAUAUUUGUGAUUUGUGGGUAUAACUGGUCAAACGAGCAUUUUGCGGUAUAACUCGUCAUCAAAAAUCACGAGGAAACAGAGAGGCAAUAAUCUACGCGACCGCGGUGCUAAUUCAUCAUUUAUUUUGAAGAGCGAUUGUCGUUGGAUGAGAUGAGUCUGCUGUUGCUGCGAUCUCAAGUGUGCAAGUGAUCUAGUGGGCUGUGUUAUCGAGAGUUUUCCAGUUAUUUGUUUUGUUGGUUGGUUUAAAAGUGGAAUCAUCAAGUGUGCAAUGCUAUCUGGAACGAGUGCCUUCACCAUAGUUGUAGUAACCAUAUUAACGGCUGUGAUAGUUGCGGUUUGCGGCAGCAAUAGCAGUGCGCCCGGAAGCGGAAACCAAGGCAAUUUCGAACGAUAUGCCCGGAUUUUCCCAACGAUUUGGAGCGCCCGGAGGGAGGGAGUGAUAUCUUUCGGGGAAAGCCACCGGGAGCAGCAGUUGAGCGUGAGCUACCUCUUGGAUGGGGAAAAUGUGACGCUAGAUCUGUGGCUGAACGACGCCCUGCUACCGGCGGAGCACUAUGUCAGCGUGCAGGAGCGGGGUAACGAUCGCGUUCGGAAACUCCAAGAGCACGAGGUGGAGAUGUGUCACUAUCACGGCAUCAUCCGUAACCGAGCGGAAACGUCACAGGUAGCCCUAUCCCUGUGCGACGGCAUCCGCGGAGUCGUGUACGAUCACGAUGAAACGUAUCUUCUGGAGGUUGAAGGCACGGAGCUCACCGGGAAAGAGCACUACGUGUAUCGGCAGGUCGGAUUCAAACCACACCCGAAUCGGGUCAAACGUGCACUGGAGGCAUCUCCCGUAGCUACUGUGGACGCGAUCCGGGCGGCGUACAGGUCUGACGCCGCUUCGAGCUAUGUCGAACUAGUUCUGGUGAUCGACAAUAUGCUCCAUCGAAACAUCAGAAACGAUCAGCAAAUUCAUCGGUACUGUUUGGACUUGGUCAACGUCAUGAACGCCAUCUACCGGCCGCUCAAUAUCUAUAUCGCAUUGGUUGGCGUGGUGAUCUGGUCCGACAAGGACCAGAUCGAGAUCAGUUUGGAUUCGAAGAAAACGUUGGAAGCGUUUUUGAGUUACCGAAGGAACACCCUGCUGAAGAUGAUCCCACAUGACAAUGCACACCUGCUGACGGGAGUUCACUUUACGGAUAGCGUCGUGGGCAAGGCGGAGAUGGGGUCAAUGUGUACGUACGCCGGCUCUGGAGGGGUGGAAGUGGUGGAUACGAAGUUUGUAGCGCUUCAGGCCAGUACGAUCGCUCACGAGAUGGGUCAUAACUUCAACAUCGAUCACGACGGACCGGAGUGUCACUGCCCGAACGGAAACUGCGUCAUGGCGUCCAGGACAGUGCGUAGCCAGGCCGCUCCCAAUCAGUGGAGCUCGUGCAGCGUCAGGGAUUUGGAAACGGCCUUCCAGCAUGGAUUAGGAUCGUGCCUAAAGAACAAACCGGACAAAAUGUUUGUGAAAAGUACCUGUGGAAAUGGGCUUCUGGAACCCGGGGAGGAGUGCGACUGUGGACUGCCUCACGUGUGCGAUACGAAGUGCUGCGAUGCGAUGACCUGCCGACUGACGGUGAAUGCGACAUGCGCGACUGGAGAGUGCUGUGAUCUUGAUAGCUGUCAGGUUAAGGCUGCGGGGAUCAAGUGUAGACCGGAAACAGGAGAGUGCGAUUUGGCAGAGCAUUGUGACGGACAGUCGGCUGCCUGCCCACGGGAUGUAUAUUUGAGAGACACGGAACCUUGUGCGGGUGGUAAGGCGUACUGCUUCAAAGGGCAGUGCCGCACAAGAGACAGUCAGUGCAAGGUUCUUUGGGGAUCUACGGCUAAGUCGAUAGACGAAUACUGCUACCAAACAAAUAGGAAUGGAUCGAUCUUCGGAAACUGUGGGAAUAACUUGCUCACAGGAGAAUACACGAAGUGUAGUCAAGAAGAUAUGAUGUGUGGAUUGCUGCACUGUAGUCAUCGGAACGAAAAGCUGGAUUAUGGAAUUCAAGCAUAUUCUAAGCUAACCACAACCAAGUUCAGCCAUUAUGGUCCGAGAGGGACUGUGAGGGAGACAAUUUGUAACACCGCCAUAGUAGAUCUAGGGUUGGAGGUUGUCAACCCCGGGCUGGUCCCGGAUGGUGCUAAAUGUGGAGUAGGAAAGAUGUGUUGGAAUCAGAGGUGCGUAUCAUUAAAUCAUUUACAAGAGAACGACGUAGGAGAGGAUUGCGCAGAGGGAUGUAACGGGCAUGGAGUGUGCAACAGCGAAGGAAACUGCCACUGUGAAGCAGGAUAUGGAGGGCAGUUCUGCGAGAAAUCAGGCCAUGGUGGAUCAGUCGAUAGUGGACCCAUCGUCGAUCCGGAAGAUUCAUUGAACACGUUCUGGUCAUUCUUUGUACCAACUGUUUUACUCUUUUUUGCAAUCGUAGGUGGAGUCUAUUUCUAUCGUAGUUUGAUAUCCGAAGUCCUCAGAAAAGUAUUAUUGAAAUUUCGAAUGCGGAAGUACGGGCACAUGGUACCUCCGGCUUCACCAACAUCCACCGGACCACCAAAACCUCCACGAGUGGAGAUAUCUACACCGAAGCUCAACACAACAACAUCCAAUACACUUCGAGUUCCUAAGAAAACGGAUACCCUCCCUACCCGUGCGGCUCCUGCCCCGCCAGUAUCUAGCUCCGAACCAGCUCAACACUUCAUCAAAGUGAACAUCAACAACAGCGGCAAGAUCACCAUAGAAAACAAAGUGGUCAGCUCACCAUUCAUGCUGACCUCUCCUCUUCUGGAUGCUCACGAAGCCAUACACGAGAUCAAAGCCAAAGGUCCUCCCGCCAUUCUCGAGCAACGCUCGAUAAGCGUCGAUUCUGAAUGUCCUCUCCUCAACCCACUCACACAACAAUCAGCAACAGAUACGCCUCCAGAACCAAGCACCCCUGAACCUGAUCUCGGCACCCUCCUUAGCCAGGUCAAGCUCAAAAAAGUACACGACUUCCAGGCCCAUCGUUCGAAGAGUGACGAGAAACCCGCUCGUCGAUUGCCGCAGCUACCGCGACAGAAAACCAUUGGAGAGUUCCAAAGCGUCGUCGCCGAAGUGCAUCCCAAGCGAAGUCCCGCCACCGAAGAACCUCCCACGCCGAACCCCUUCGCAGAGAUUCAGCUGAAGAAAACCAAACCGCGAACCCCACACCUCCAGUCCCGAACGGAUCUGGACGAAAUCACCGAAGAACAACCCUCUCCAACGGUGAUGGCCAUCAAGCAGCGACCGACCGUAGCGGUGAAACCAUUCCUCAAGCCUAGUCUACCUCAGAAACCACACCAAGACAAUCUAUCGAAACCAGCUAGGAAGCUGCCUCAGAUUCCGCCGGUGAUUGCGAAGAAGCCUCCAACGGUCGGAGGGUCUAGCAGUAAUGGUAGUAGUAACAGUAGCAAUAGUAGUAUUAGUAGUAGCGGUAGCAGCAGCACCAGUGUUGCAGCUCUGAAAGCGAAACUGAAUCUUGAACAGAUUGCUUCCGCCGGCGGAAUCAAGCGGUGAUUAUAGGUUAGAAAUUUUGAAGCAAUUUUUUAUGCCGAACCUGUUGGUUGGUUUUGUGUAAUGUUGUUAAACGGACACGAUGUAUUUGGAAGCAAUAUUUUUUGUAAGGUAAUUUUGAAUCUUGGAACCACGUUCCUCGAGCAAUUGUGAUUUGACUUUGCAAGCAAUCGAAUACAAACGAUGUUUUCUAUUGAGUAAGUACUUAAGCGCGUCGUCAGCAGUAGUAGCGUAAGGAAUUGUACAUUGUGCAAAUAAAGUAUUCAAACUAGACUGCUUACCUAUCGAGAAAUUAGGUGCUUAGCAUGAAAGAACACAGGGCACAUAUCAAGGUUAUAAAAUAAACGACUAGUCAUUUAGCGUUACACGAUUUUAAUGAA
Aedes aegypti (yellow fever mosquito) is the source of this 4156-nucleotide messenger RNA. RefSeq names its product disintegrin and metalloproteinase domain-containing protein 12. The record is from RefSeq and is a predicted model, not a curated record. Bases 507 to 3779 code for a protein of 1090 amino acids. Lineage: Eukaryota; Metazoa; Arthropoda; Insecta; Diptera; Culicidae. Gene Ontology annotation, biological process: membrane protein ectodomain proteolysis. The transcript has 4 exons. Gene Ontology annotation, molecular function: metalloendopeptidase activity.